CAUAUUUGUAAAUGGACCACCACCACCAUCAAUACAAAGCAUCUUUUCUUCAAAACAUCCGCUUCCUAAGUGUAACGCUCAACUCGCCGCUCCUCUUAUUCUCCACUCCCUCUCUUCCCUCUACCUUCCCAACUUACUCUUCGCUUUACUCUCAGGACUCGAGGCUAACCAGUAUACUUUUGACGUUAAAAUGGCUGCUUCAUCAUCCCUUAUGUCACACUCUUUGCAAGCGCAUGAUUCGACUGAAACAGCAAUAAAAUGCUGUAAGGGGUAUAUGUAUGGUAAUUUACGUUCAUCGAAUUCUCGGAUUGGAUACUCCAGGUCCAAGUUCCUAACAAGUCCUAAGUUUUUGUAUAACAAGAAUUCAACAAAAUGGGAACAUAUUGAGAAAUGUCCAACGAGGAAUGAAAUCCGGUGCCGAGCUGUGGAAAUUGAGAAUUCCGUUUCUCCUUUUGUUAGCAAAAAGUUUGAGCUUGAUGAUGUGAUUGAAGCUCAACAAUUUGAUAGAGAGAUUCUCAACUAUAUUUUUGAAGUUGCACUUGAUAUGGAAAAGAUUGAAAAAAGUUCGUCUAAAAGCCAAAUGCUCAAGGGAUAUUUGAUGGCUACCCUGUUCUACGAGCCCUCAACUAGGACGAGGCUUUCGUUUGAAUCUGCCAUGAAAAGGUUAGGUGGGGAGGUAUUGACAACUGAAAAUGCACGGGAGUUUUCUUCAGCAGCCAAAGGAGAAACCCUUGAAGAUACCAUCAGAACUGUUGAGGGAUAUUCAGAUAUAAUUGUGAUGCGGCAUUUUGAAAGUGGCGCUGCGAAGAAAGCUGCUGCAACAGCUAGCAUUCCUAUUAUUAAUGCUGGUGAUGGUCCUGGACAGCAUCCAACUCAGGCUCUUCUAGAUGUAUAUACUAUCCAGAGAGAGAUAGGAAAACUUGAUGGAAUUAAAGUUGGGCUCGUGGGAGAUCUUGCUAAUGGUAGAACUGUACGGUCACUUGCAUAUUUGCUCGCCAAGUAUAAAGAUGUGAAAAUAUACUUUGUCUCUCCAGAUGUUGUAAAAAUGAAGGAUGAUAUAAAAGACUAUUUGACAUCACAAGAUGUGAAAUGGGAAGAAUGUGACAACUUGAUGGAAGUUGCAUCAGAGUGUGAUGUGGUAUAUCAAACUCGCAUUCAGCGGGAACGAUUUGGAGAGAGGAUUGAUGUUUAUGAACAAGCUAGAGGCAAGUACAUAGUGGAUAAAAAUGUGUUAAAAGUGAUGCAGAGACACGCUGUGGUCAUGCACCCCCUCCCUAGGCUUGAUGAGAUCACUGUUGAUGUAGAUGAGGAUCCAAGGGCUGCCUACUUCCGACAAGCAAAGAAUGGUCUCUAUAUACGUAUGGCCCUUGUGAAACUCUUGCUACUUGGUUGGUGAAGAAUGCCAUCUUUCUAAAUUUUGACAUCUUAAGCAUGCUUUAGUUUUAUAGGAUGAUUCUGUUUAAACAAAUUGCUAUGCUAGAACGUGGGUUGUACCAUGGGUUAUAAGUUUGCUACCAGGUGAAUGGUUUGAUCCUGUUUCCUAGGGAGAAAUGCAAAGUUCAAUUUGCUUCGUUGAAA
This is a messenger RNA of Cucumis melo (muskmelon), 1578 nucleotides long. RefSeq names its product aspartate carbamoyltransferase, chloroplastic. Gene Ontology annotation, molecular function: aspartate carbamoyltransferase activity; amino acid binding. The record is from RefSeq and is a predicted model, not a curated record. NCBI's taxonomy places the organism in Eukaryota, Viridiplantae, Streptophyta, Magnoliopsida, Cucurbitales, Cucurbitaceae. Gene Ontology annotation, biological process: 'de novo' pyrimidine nucleobase biosynthetic process; amino acid metabolic process. The transcript is spliced from 6 exons. Bases 191 to 1396 code for a protein of 401 amino acids.